Physeter macrocephalus (sperm whale) is the source of this 2136-nucleotide messenger RNA. RefSeq names its product tumor protein p63 regulated 1 like (gene TPRG1L). Lineage: Eukaryota; Metazoa; Chordata; Mammalia; Artiodactyla; Physeteridae. The record is from RefSeq and is a predicted model, not a curated record. The transcript has 5 exons. Gene Ontology annotation, cellular component: synaptic vesicle; cytoplasm. The coding region runs from base 94 to 927 and encodes 277 amino acids.
GGCCCGGCGUAGGCGGCGGAGGUAGCGGCUGCGGCGGCGGCGGCGGCGGCCGAGUCGGUUCCGGUCCGGGGUCGCUCGGUGGCGGGCGCGGCGAUGCUGCAGCUGCGGGACUCGGUGGACUCGGCGGGCACGAGCCCCACGGCGCUGCUGGCGGCUGACGAGGAAGUCGGGCCGGGAGGCAGCGUUGGUGGCGGCUGCGGCGGGGGGCGGCUGGGGACGGACACUCCGCUGCGACAGACGCUGUGGCCGCUCAAUGUCCACGACCCCACGCGGCGCGCCCGCGUCAAGGAGUAUUUCGUGUUCCGGCAGCCCGGCACCAUCGAGCAGGCGGUGGAGGAGAUCCGCGUGGUGGUCCGGCCCGUGGAGGACGGCGACAUCCAGGGGGUGUGGCUGCUGACCGAGGUCGAUCACUGGAACAACGAAAAGGAGCGGCUGGUGCUCAUCACCGACCAGGCGCUGCUCAUCUGCAAAUACGACUUCAUCAGCCUUCAGUGCCAGCAGGUGGUCAGGGUAGCCUUAAACGCGGUGGACACCAUCUCCUACGGAGAAUUCCAGUUUCCCCCGAAAUCGCUCAACAAGCGAGAAGGUUUUGGGAUUCGCAUCCAGUGGGACAAGCAGAGCCGCCCGUCCUUCAUAAGCAGAUGGAACCCCUGGUCCACCAGUGUGCCGUACACCACAUUCAUAGAGCACCCGAUGGCCGGCGUGGACGAGAAGACGGCCUCUCUGUGCCAAUUGGAUGGCUUCAAAGCUCUGUUAAUCCAAGCUGUCAAAAAAGCCCAGAAGGAGAGUCCUCUGCCGGGCCAGGCCGGCGGCGUGCUGGUCUUGGAGUGCCCCCUCCUCAUCGAGACCUAUGUGGGGCUGAUGUCCUUCAUCAACAACGAGGCUAAGCUGGGCUAUUCCAUGACCAGAGGCAAAAUCGGCUUCUAGACGCCGCACCCGCACCCGUACGCGGGUCUCUUCCCUGGGAGAGCCAGGCCGAUGGGACCCUGGGGGCGGCAGGCCUCUGGCCAGCUCCACUGCCGCUGGCAGGGUCCGAGCCCCUUACCUGUAGGGGUCUGGGCACGAUUAGCAUAGUCAGAUGGACCGUAUACUUUAGCUGGAUACUGGGCAUCUGGUCACGUGAGCUCCAGACAAAGCAGAAUGAAUCUCGCUGUCACCGUCCUGGCCGGUAUCUGCUUCCUAGAACCUCAGUUUCCGUGCCCCCCCCGCUGGGGUCCCUGUCUGGCUUCCCGUGGUCCCUCCCACCCCAGCCCUGGAGCAUGUUAAUAAUUAACGUUGCGUGAUUCCAGUGCAGUAGCCCUGUCAGCACCGCAGCUACAUAGAUCGCUACAUGCAGGGAGGUCCCUGAGACUCAGUGCCUGUGCUUGUUUACAGUUGGUGUCCAAAUCUGUAUUUGGAGAUUUAAUCCACUUUCUUAAAGCUAAUUUGAAAGAAGCCAGCAGGCACGAGCUCAUCAAGAGACGGUCUGCCUUCUCAGCUCCUGAACAGACGGACACUGGUUUUUGUGGAAAUAUGUGUUCGGCCUAAAGUCACACUUUUUCUAAAAUUAAUCUAUGUCGUGUUAAUAAUACUUACGGCAUCUUUCUCAGGCCCAAAAAGGUUUACAGAAAAUCAUCUUAAGACAAGUCAUUAGUCUGAGAAAGUCACAUCGAUAAGUUCUUUGCACACAAUUUUGUCAACUCUGUUAAGCUUGUACUGUCACGUUCAUAUUUAAAAAGGGAAUUGCUUAGUUUGCGUGUAAAGAAUGCGCUUUGAAAAGGAACCAUGUCAGAGUCUCCUGACGCAGCUCAGCCCCAGGCGCCAGCCCGGGGCGCGUCCUCGUUCCCGUCCACGGCCGAGCGGUCCGCCUGGGAGCGUCUGUUGAUGGUUUAACUGCUGGCCCUCCGGUUCCUCCUCCCCGUUUCUGACUCUGGCGUAGCUGUGGCCAGCAUGGCCGUGAUUCGGAGGCGGGGGCCUGUCCCCAUCGAAAGGCUGCCUCACAACUCCGCCUGGGUCCUGCCUGAGCCGUUGCUUUCGGUCUUGUAGUAAAGGCACUUGAAAUCUGAGUUAAAACAUUAAAACAGUGGGUGUCCUUCCUCUCUUAACGGUUAUUAAAAGAGGUGCAACAACCAAGAAAGCGUCCUGUUGUUGUUAAAU